UGUGCAACAAUGGGCGAGAUCAACAGUCCCAGUUUCAAGAACGCGUUGAGUUUCUUCAGCACGUUGGAACGGAAAAAGGACGAGCCGCCCAAAGUGAGCAAGCGGAUCAAGAACAGCUUCGAGCUGAGUCUGAAGGUUUGCGUGGACGAUCCGCCGAACGAGACGGCGGGCAUCUUGCCGCGAGUUAAGCUGGCGUACAAGAAGGACGACAACUUUAAUACGGUCUAUUCGAAACCGUUGGACUCGGUGCCGAACAAGCUGGUGCUCAGCCCCAAAUACAAUGAACCCUUCAACCUGCCGGCUGAGGAGCAGCCAAAACAAACUUCGAACAUCAUCGAGGAGGUGAUAACGUCUCUGGAGGCGAGGAAGUCGAAAAUCUACUCGGAUCCUAUUAACACGGUACCACUAACACCUGAUGUGGAGGCGAAGCUGAUCAUCAAACAGUUCAAGAAGGAGAUUUCACCCUACGAAACCUUUAACAUACCUUUCGAUGCGUUGGACAGUGACUUUUUUAAGCAAACUUUGGAGUUAUUGCCAGAGGCUAAAUGUCUGAACAAGAAGAAGAGGUCGAAUAACUUUUACGGAAAACCAACCACCAUUAAACGUGGACCUACGAAAAGAAGCGAUGCAUUUUUGGAGCCCUAUCUCCACGGCCUGGGCGACCGUCAAAGUCCAGGGGUCGGUGCACCGUCCCCAUCGCCACCUCCAACGCACCUACCACCUCCAGCGUCCCGCUCUUUGUCCCGAGAAUCGCUUGUAUCAUCCGGGAACGGAGGCGGUUCCGACGCCAGCAGCGAGGACAGCGAAGAAGGAUAUGGAGCCACCUGUGAUAUAGGCCUAAUGGAACGUUUGGUGUUGUGCCACCCGAUCUGGUUCUUACCCGGAAUUCAACGCGCGGGAGCCUUCCAUUUACUUCAGGGCAAAGAGGAAGGUUGCUUUGUCGUUCGUAAGUCAUCGCAAUCGGACACGAUGGCUCUUUCUGUACGUUUACCCCCCGACAAAGGGCCUUAUAUCGAACACUAUUUAAUCCACUCAUCGGAAGGGAGGCUGGGCUUAGAAACGAGCGAGAAUCGUUUCGUCGACAUGGCCGCACUCAUCGCACAUUAUUCCAGUUGUUGUGAUGAGCUUCCGGUGCAGCUGACAUUGCCCAAAAAUAUUCGAGAGUGCAAGAGCAGACAACAGCUAUCAUCUUUCGCACUGUUGGGCCAGGAGUUUUGGAGUUACAGUCCUCCACCUUCGAACGCCUCGAGUCCGGACGCAGAUCUCGUCUUGAACAUGAACCCCUUGAUGAGCACGUUCAAAACGGCCGAACCCUCAACUCCAGUAACGACUAAAGAGAAACCGACAAGACCUAGUACUUUAAAUCUGACCAACAAAAUCGAUCCGAACACGGAAAUAAAACAAAUUAAAAGUAUGCCGUCGUUUAAAAACGCUCCGCCGCCUCCUCCACCGAGGUGGUCCAAACCUUCAACUCCCCAGAACAAUUUCACGGUAACAACAACAGUGACAUUCAGUAUGGGCUCGCAGAGUCCCAGGAGUGAUGCGCCACCUUCUCAGAUGGAAAUACAAUGCGAUCCCAAGAGGAUGAGUCCCGAGGGUCAGUGCACUACUUCCACCAUGUCUUCUAAAGGUAGCAGAGACAAUUCUUCGGUGAACAACAGUCAGAUUUUGUCGCCGAAUUCGUCGAUUCUCUCCCCGAAUUCUGAUCCGACCAGCUUGAUAUCGCCCGAUACUUUGUCACCAUUGAGUAUUACCAAAACUGCCAGACACAGUAAACGCAAACAUAAAAUUUCCAAGCACUAUCAGGAAAGUGACAUUGUGGACUCGCCCACCAUGUUGUACUACAAAAGUGGACUUGGUGACAAGAUCAGUGAUUACGAGGACGUUUGGACCAACGAACAAACAAUCCCCAAACCGAAAAUCACCAAUUUGGCUUCUCCAGACAUUUUACAGCACACUGGUAACGAAAUUUCUUUGAACAAUAACAUUCUAAGUCCCACCGAGUCCAACAAUGGCUCCUCCAUUAGAAGUCAUUGCAGCACACCAAGCCAGAAUUCAAAUUCAAACAAAGGAAAUUCAGUUUUGUCCCCGACCAAUGAACACCUGGCGAAUACGCCAGGCCCUCCCGACGCACCCAGCCCGCAACCCAAGCAAGGAAGCCCCUUCUAUGCCGAACCUGCCGACUCUAUAGCCCAAUUCCAAGUACCCAAAAGGCUCUUCAACCGACCCGCUCCCGGAGUUCCAAUGCACCAUCGGCACUCCAAUCCUCCAAAUCUGCACGCUCUCAAAACCAUUAAUUCUCCUCUCGAGAAAGCCGAAGAUGAGUUUACCGGAGGUAUGAUGUCGUCUUCCGUAGAUAACCUCAGUCCAAAACAAAAGCUAUUGCUGGCAAAGAAAAACGACAUAAAACCCGUAUUGCCACCGGUGGUGAAACCUAGAAACAACGAUAGUUGGCAAGUCGACAACGGCUGGAAAUUUAUGAUGACUGAAUGUGAUGGUAGUUUAGACAAUAUGGAGUCCAGCGAGGACUACGAUUCGGAUUGGCCGCCACUCCCUAAAUUGAUAUCAUCCCUUCAGCCUUAUGACGGUGAUGAAAGACGAACUACUUUCCAGGAACUCACUUCAAACCGAUUUCCAGAUAUGCCUUCAAACGAAGACAGAUGCCGGAUGUCAGCUUAUGACAAUGUAGAAGACAGAAGACUUCCAAAAGCUCCCCCUUCGGAAAUUAGCGAGGUGACAGAAUUCUCCGACCCUUGGGCUGAAGUCGGACAAGAUAUUGGACAAACUGAGACUGAUGAAUCUAUUUCUGAGCUGCCUUGCAGUCCUACCAAGGUGGCAUCAAUAAAUAGAUCGAAGAGCUUCAAGGAACGAUUGGAUCCCCUUCUCUCUGCCCCGCGUUUGCAAGCGCUUCGCAGUAGAGAUCAAAACGGACCUAAGACUGUUGGUGUUGCGAUUCGAUCGUAUGCACUCGAACUUGCUCAAGAUAAAAGUACAACGUUUGCUCAAAACAUUGAUAAUUUCAUUGCUUGCACAUGCGAUUCGAAGGAAACAAAUCCCCAGGUUGUCAUGAGAAAUAUGCGUCAGUUUAUGUCGGGAAUGAAGAACUAUCUGGUGAAACACGGCGAAAAAGGUUUUUACAAAGAAAUCGAACGAGAGAGAAAUAAACUUAAAUCGACUGAGUUUUUAAACCUAGACGCCAUACUAGAAGGUGUGAUGCACAAACUAGUCGUCAGACCUCUAAAAGACCAUCUACAGAAACUGUUCUUAAACCAUUACACCAAAACCGGAGCGAUUCGACUUUUGGCCGACAACAUACAAUACGCAUCAACGAGACCAAUAGCCGAACUGGCAAUCAAACCGAAGAUAAAUCUGCCAUCGGAAUCAGCUCUCAGCACGAUUUCUCAAUAUUUGAAAAGACUGCAAACUGCCGACUCACCGUUGGAAAAGCUAGAAUAUCUUUUGGCUGCGAUUGCUUGUAUUUUCAACUCUGUAAAAAUAGGACAAUUAACAGGAAGUGGCAAAAACACUCAAUUGGGGGCUGAUGAUUUCUUGCCGCUGUUUGUGUGGGUUUUGAUCAAAACAAAUUUUGUGACGGCCGAAAUUGAGGCUGAAUAUAUGUGGGGAUUGCUACAUCCUUCAUUAUUAUCUGGAGAAGGCGGAUAUUAUCUUACUACAUUAUCUUCCGCCAUUCAUGUACUUAAGAAUUUCAAGGAAAGUUUUGAAGAAAAUGUAAAAAAUAAUGUUAAAAAUGAGUCUGUGUUGAAAGUGGUGGUACCUGAUGAGUUACACGGCUCAAUAUUGACAAAAACAUUGCCGGCACGGCCACACAUGACAACAAAAGAGGUCUGCAAAAUAAUCGCUCACAAAGCCAGAAUCACCAAUCCACAAGACUAUGCUCUCUACCGGUUAACCGACGGUGAAGAAACAAUGUUGUUGGAUAACGAGUGUCCUCAGGACUUCGUGAACGAAACUGGAAAACACACGAUGCUUGCCUACAAAAGGAUAGACGCGAAAAUCGCCUGGCCCAAACAGGACAAACUGAACAUCUAGUCAUUAAUAAAAUUCAGUUUUGUCCGUUAAUUUUACAAUCUGUAAACUUAGUUUUUGUAUUUAAUGAAUAUGACUUCGAAGCAGUUGGAUUUGUUUUCGGUUCUACUUGUAAUCCAAAACUAUUUUUGAUAUUUUUGUCGUUGUAUUUGUUAAGGUACUCUGUGUAUAUAAAUAACGUUUGUUUUGUGUUGAAACAACAAGUAACGUCUUUUCAUAAUUUUUUAAUACAUGUUAAUGAAAAAUAAAUUUUAUAUAUUGUUCUUGUAAACAAAAUUUACCAAUCGCAUUUUUACGUUGUUAACCACUUUACGUAACUUUUUUAAAAAGUAUUAGCAGACUAUUUUUCAUUAAAGAACUGUGACUUGAAAUUAACUAAUGUUUGUAUUUAUUUGAUCUGUACUAAGUAUUACAAUAAAAUAAUAAUAUAUUCU
Molecule: messenger RNA, 4481 nt
Organism: Aethina tumida (small hive beetle)
Lineage: Eukaryota; Metazoa; Arthropoda; Insecta; Coleoptera; Nitidulidae
Gene: spri
Product: protein sprint
Exons: 14
Coding region: 10-4050 (1346 amino acids)
Biological process (GO): signal transduction; vesicle-mediated transport
Cellular component (GO): endocytic vesicle; cytosol
Molecular function (GO): guanyl-nucleotide exchange factor activity; small GTPase binding
Source: RefSeq, a predicted model, not a curated record